This is a messenger RNA of Hymenoscyphus albidus, 1943 nucleotides long. The record is from the annotation of a GenBank genome assembly. Lineage: Eukaryota; Fungi; Ascomycota; Leotiomycetes; Helotiales; Helotiaceae.
AUGGCGUGCCCAAACACUGGAACUGAGGAGGAAAAAGUAAUACAAAGACUGAGAAGUGAAUCUGUCGAUCGAGCUGAAAAUUUCUAUCUAAAUGCAAAACAACUUGGGGACCCGUUAAGGGGUUUUGAGGAUAGUGAUUUCUGGAGCAUACAAGCUUUAACACUGAUGUCUAUAUACAUGUUAUCUAUUUCUAAGCGGAAUGCUGCAUAUGCUUACCACGGUAACAACACUUUUGCUACCUUCCUUUUACCAAUGCUGAUAUUCUGCAGGCACGGCAGUCCGGUCAGCUUUCGCUUUAGGUCUCCACAGGGCCGAGACACAUUCUAUAUUAGACCAAGAGGAGCAGUCUGUAAGACGCAAUUUAUGGCGCAGCCUUUUCAUUCUUGACAGAUUCUUGGCGACUUCGCUCGGUCGUCCCACUGCGAUUCGUGAAAGCGACUGUUCAGGAGAUACACUGGAAACGGCCGAGUAUCACACAAGUCAACCCGAUGCCAAUGAGGAAUAUACUAACUCGGCGGCACUUAAGGUUUCGGUGCGUAGCUGCCACGUUAUUGGAACUGUGCUCGAGAAGGUCUACUCGUGUCGAAAAGUUUCCACGGGUCUUGCUCAAGAAAUUGCGAACGAGUACAAAUCAUGUCCGAAGAUGUUGGAACCAACGCUUCAUUGGCGACAGGCAAGAUCAGCAAAGCCAAUCCAAGGUGUAGCUAUUCUGCAUGUUAACCUGUUCUAUUGUCACUCGGUUAUUUUGCUUACAAGGCCUUUUCUUUUGUAUUUGAUGAAGAAACACGAGGAUUCCGGCAACGGAUCUGAAUUGAAAUAUUGUGGGGCGAAAAUGAAGCAAUUUGCUGAAUCUUGUGUUGUGGCUAGUUGCCACAGCAUUGCGCUUGUGCAAGUAGCUCUUGAAGGUGGAUACCUAUCUCGUCGGAAUCCGUUCGUUAUGUGAGCAUUAUCAUUGUCAUCUUACAACUACUAUUUUAACAAGAUCCAGCUAUUUUAUGUUCACUGCCGCCCUUGUGGUCUUGUCGAAUGAGUUUUCAUUCUUGUACUCUAAUCCCCUCUCGAAAAUCUGUGUCCAGCACGCUAUCGAUAUCAUGAGAUGGUGCUCAGAGAGUGAUCCCCAGGCAAAACGCCUUCUUGUCAUACUUUCGGCGUUCCGCGAUGUCGUUGAGAAGCACCAUGAUAAAAAUCCUGGACAACUCCCAACAUAUUCGUCGCACGGAAGCGGCACUGCACCAUCAUCACCAAAUACCACAUCUUCAAAUGUAUCUCCUACUCAAAAGAAUGUCUAUCUAACAAGUCUGUCACUGCGCAAAACUUCAACUUCCUCUAACCAACCCCUUUCUUUCGCGAUCAACAAAUCUGCAAUCAGUCUCGCUAGUCUUCAACCGCCAUAUACACCCCCUUACUUCACAAACUCAAUCACCAACUCGCCCACCCUCAUUGCCUCCACGCCUCACCCAAGAACAAUCUCGAGCCCAAAUUCUCUGGCUUCAAAUUCAACCCUCCACAAGGGAUGUCGCUCCUCCACACCCGGACACUUCCCCCACUCCACCGGCCAGCCACAAUCGCCCAAUAACACCCCCGUCCAGCUCCAUUGUCAGAAGUCCUUCAAUCUCGGUCUGAACUCAUCAAGAUCCUCCACUACACACAGGACAUACCCAGAGGUCAAUACUGCCGUUCCCUCACAAAGAGAUGAUACGCUAGAAUCCGGACAUUGGUGGUCUAAAGUCCCACACGGCGCUCAAAAUACAGAUUCAGCUCCUGGCCAGGUAUCUGAGACUGUCGGUGUAGAGAAUAUUUCUAGGAUUAUGGUCUGUCCUGGUAGUCGGAGGAGGGAGAGUGUUUUGCAUCAUGGGGAUGCGACGGGUCGGGAGGGGCAGGAAAAUGGGAAUCGGGAGCGGGAGGUUGGGACGGUGUUGGGUGAUAUUAUGCGUGUUAUAUGA